AAAGUGACCCCAGGAUUUGGGAUGAGGGACCCCAGACAUGUGCAGGGGUGUGCUGACCAGGAGAACCUCCCUUCCCCCUUGGAUGACCGCACUGCCCUCCCCAGUCCCUUACUGAGAAAUCCUCCCAGUGUCACCUCAGUGUCCCCUCUGUGUCCCCCAGUGUCCACACUGCUCCCUGUGGCCUCUCCCCUCCAUGACCCUCCUGGUUCUCACCCUGGCACUGCUGGCAAUGACCAUGACCACCGAGGGUAUAGCAACAAAGCCCCUGGACAUGACCCCGGACUCCUUCGAUGACCAGUACCAGGGCUGUGGCCCUGCCAUGGAGGAGGCAUUGCCGGGCCUGAAGCGCUCCGAGUUGCAGAUGAAUCCUCUGUUCGCCAAGGUCUGGCUAAAGGCUGUGGCAGAGUGGAUGAUAGCGGGGUCCCCUGUGUCCCCUCUGUCGUCCCCAGAGCAGGCCAUCGCCAUCAUGGCCUCUGGGUCGCCUCAUCUGCACGACUAUUUCAAUGUGAACGUGAGCGUUGUCGGGCGCUCCCCCCAGGAAUUCCGGGACAAUUUCCACUUCAAAGCGCUGCAUUUCCUGCUGUCCAAAGCCGUGGCCACACUGAGGGCUGCUCAGGGGCAGAAAUGUCAGAGUGUGUUCCAUCUGGCAGACUACAAGUUCUAUGCAAAUCCUGGUGACAUCAUUCGGUUCGAUCAAUUUACACAGUCGUGGGGCGCCAUUGGUGACAGUGAGUCAGCCGCCACGGUGUUCAAGGUGCAGACGUGUCAUGGCGCGGACAUCAGCACAUUCUCUGGAGCUCCCAACCGUCUUACAGUGCUGAUCCCACCCUAUGAGAAGUUCAAGGUCACCAACAUCAAUGAUCAUAUGGGGAAGGUGGAGAUAAGCCUUGAAUCCGUCGGGACCUACAGCAAACACAACUGCGAGUGGCUGGGAGGUGGAAGCAUCCCCAGGACCCCUGGCCGGCUCGGAGGACUCCUCCUGGCCACCACAGCCCUGGCAGUGGCCACCGGGAUCCUCUGAACCACGAGGCCACCAAGGUCACCAUGGCCACCAUGGCCACCUGAGGGCGGCAGGAAAGAAGAGACGGUGUCUCCAUGCUGUGCUUGCGUUAGGUCAUGAAGCCGUUUAUUGACACACAAAGCAGAGUUUAUACACUUUUUCAGCAAUUGCUAAAAACAGUGCACCAAUAACAUUCCUGUAACCAGGUUCCAUUGCUCACUCGUAACUAAAUAACAUUGCUCCAUCUCUGCCUCGCUUUAAGCUAACCAGGUACACGCAGUAAUUCCCGGGAUUCCCCACUAAGCUGCGCACUCAGCACCUCGGACAGAGCACUUUCUCAUCUCUUACAUUCCUUCUUCAAAAUCCCGCUUACUCUUGCCACGGCUUGUGGCUGCUGUGGCCAGCACAUCCUUGUCGGUUGUGACGAGCUGAGCAGCGCUCGCAGUUCUGCUCUCUGGUUGUAUUCCCACAUCUCCUCCUUUCUGUUCCACCAAUAGGAUUCGCUUUGUUGAUUUAUCAAUCAGUCUCUGAACACAUUGCAAGACACAAAGCAAACGUAUUGCUAGAAGGAACAACAUAGCUGAAAUAUAAAAUCCUGUUUUCACAAAAUGCUUAAUCCAGCCAGUGAGUCCCCAUCCUCUGAGUGUGUGUCCAUGUUGGAGUCAGUGAGACAAGGGCCUGCCUGAAUCCUUCAGGCAGAAGCCAGAGUGCAGGAAUUGAAUUAAAGCCCUUGGAUGGAUUGAAACAUGUUAAGCCACCCACACGUAGAACGGGAGUUUAGGUAAAAGAAUAAGUUUGAGUAAAAGGUUAGAUGUAAGUUUCAGUUUUAGGAUAAAUAAGUAAGUAAAUCAGUAAGUCAGUAAGUUUCAGUGAGAGCUGUAGUGUUUUUAGUGAGUAAAAGCUGCAGAUACCAGAGUAGAAGAACAAGUUCUAGUAAAGGGUAACAAACACACUGAUGUUUUCAGUAGAGACUCCAGAAGCUCCUUGCUAGACUCUACUUAGACAAAACAGAACUCCAGUGAGAAUAUUGCUCACAUUUUUCAGAUAGAACAAGAUCGAUCAUAUACGUAGUUUAUAUGUAUUCUAGCGUGUUAAGAAAUUGGAAUUCUCAUAGGUUGAGUGGUUGUGGUUUGAAUUUAUGUGUUAGUUUGUUGGAAAAAUCCUAUAUAAGGUUAGGUACCAGGGAGAGUUAGUGCUUUAUGCCAUUGCUUUUUGCCAUUACUUUUUGCUUUUUCCACUGCAUUUUUGCCAUUCCUUUUCUGUGCCUGCCAGCGUCUCCAGCACCCGAGAAGAAGAUCGGAGCUCCAGCGACAACACCAGCCUCUCUGGGACACCAGGGAUGGCUCCUGCUUUGUUUGGGACUUUAUGCUAAAACAUAGCAUGGACUUUAACGUCUGUGACUGUGCCUUUGGAGAAUGUUGUGCUUUUACAAUAAAAAACCUUUUUCGCAA
Messenger RNA from Catharus ustulatus (Swainson's thrush), 2451 nucleotides. Its product is annotated as erythroblast NAD(P)(+)--arginine ADP-ribosyltransferase-like. Bases 194 to 1021 code for a protein of 275 amino acids. Lineage: Eukaryota; Metazoa; Chordata; Aves; Passeriformes; Turdidae. The transcript has 2 exons. The record is from RefSeq and is a predicted model, not a curated record. Gene Ontology annotation, molecular function: NAD+-protein-arginine ADP-ribosyltransferase activity; NAD+ poly-ADP-ribosyltransferase activity.